Messenger RNA from Corylus avellana, 2510 nucleotides. The record is from RefSeq and is a predicted model, not a curated record. NCBI's taxonomy places the organism in Eukaryota, Viridiplantae, Streptophyta, Magnoliopsida, Fagales, Betulaceae.
CCUCCAUUCUGAAACGCCCUAGAGUCUUAUUCUGCCAACGAACGACGAAAAACCUUCAAUCUUCUUCGACUUCUUCACUGACCCAGACUCCACCGCUGAACCAGACUUCAUCUUCUUCAGUGAAUCCCGAAUGACCAUCCUCGCUUGCUUCUCCAUCGCCGUUCUCACCUCCUCACCAACGUUCCCCGGCUCAUAGCACUCCGCCACCGGGAACAAAUCCAGGUGACUCAGAAGCAUCGACGUCAACCCAGCAGGUUUCGCGGCAGAACCGAUCUUUGAACGCACUACAUCCGCAAAAGAGCGCCCAGACGAAGACGCCUUCAGGUCUAUCCCUUCUGCUUCCCCGCCGGCGAGGACUCAUCAGAGACCAGCGACCCAGACUUGGCUUCGAGAGACCCCAACAUCUGUCGCAGUUCACCCACAAAUCGACGCCAGCCCCGGCUUUCACGACUCCUCAGGGAGAAUUUUCAACCGAUAUAGGACAUUCUGCACGGUAUGUAAAAGCUUGUGAAACAGCAGGAUGAGCAACGGCGAUUUUGAUGGACAGAUUUUAGCUGAGAAAUUGUCGAAACUCAACAAUUCGCAACAAAGCAUUGAAUCUCUGUCCCGUUGGUGUAUCUCUCACCGGAAGAAGGCAAAACUGAUUGUUGAAACAUGGGAUAAAUUGUUCAACUCUUCUCAGAGAGAGCAGCGUGUUUCUUUUCUGUAUUUGGCUAAUGACAUUUUGCAAAAUAGUAGGCGAAAGGGCAGUGAGUUUGUUAAUGAGUUCUGGAAAGUUCUUCCUUCAGCUCUCAGGCAUGUUUAUGAAAAUGGUGAUGAACAUGGAAAGAAAGUGGUAACCAGACUGGUUGACAUAUGGGAAGAAAGGAAGGUUUUUGGUUCUCGAGGGAGAAGUCUUAAAGAUGAAAUGCUGGGUAAGAAUCCUCCUGUGUCUGUGAGCAAUGGGAAGAGUUCAAUUCCUAUCAAGAUAGUGAAGAGGGAUGCACACUCGGUUAGAAUUAAAUUGGCUGUUGGAGGUCUCCCAGAGAAAAUAUUAACUGCAUUUCAAUCCGUACUUGAUGAGCAUCCUACUGAAGAAGCUGCCUUGAGCAAGUGUGAUGCCACUCUACGUCAUGUGGGUAAAAUUGAGGAAGAUGUUGAAAGUAUCCUAAUACAAGGAAAUCAGCAGGAACCUGUCAUAGUGGACGAGCUGCAAGAUCAGGAAAAUGUGCUUAAACAAUGUGUUGAGCAACUUGAGAGUGCAGAAGCAACUAGGGCUACAUUGAUUUCCCAGCUUAAAGAAGCACUUCAGGACCAAGUAUCAAAGCUGGAACUUAUUCGCACUCAGUUGCAAGUUGCUCGGGUGCAGAUUGACCAAGCAAGCAAUAUUAGGAAGAGGCUAACUUCAUUCAGUGUUUCUGGCCCCCCUACCACCACCCUGAACCCAACAACAGAGGCAACAAGGGCUGUAGAACAGAUUAUGCUUUCAGUUCAACCAACCAGCAUCCUGCCUCAGCCUCCUCUUACGCAACCGGUGGUUUCUUUUGCACCUCUCAGAACUACUGAAGAAGAGAGCAAGAAAGCAGCUGCUGCUGCUGUUGCUGCUAAGCUAGCUGCCUCUACAUCCUCUGCACAGAUGCUUACCUCUGUUCUUUCAUCCCUCGUCGCAGAAGAAGCUGCCUCCAUGAAUGGUAGCAUAAAUUCAAUUGGAUUUAGUUCAGGGCUAUCCAUGUUCUCUCCAGAGAAACGGCCCAAACUCGAGAAACCAAUGACUGUUUCUGAUGUUAGUAGCUCUGAUGUCAGCAGCACAACCUAUUUUACCCCUCUACAACAGCAAUCAAUGACCAACGUUCCCUCUGCACCAUCUUCUAGCGUGCAACCCAUUUCUCAAGCCAGCCAGAUGCCAGGUCCCUUUGCUGCUCUACCACCACCACCACCUCCUCCACCACCUUUAUCCCCUGCAACUCAACCAGGGAAUCAAUUUGUCCAAUCUGCUGGUAUGGUUGUGAUGCCUUAUGGGUAUGGAGCAAACAAUCUUCCACCUCCACCUCCUCUUCCUCCACAUGUUGCAAUGAGUUUAUCAAGGCCUGCCCCCCAGCAACCAGGACAGCCUCAGCCUCAGCAACAACAGCAACAGCCAGCCACUGGAGGAUUCUACCGGCCACCGGGUAUUGGGUUCUAUGGGCAAAGCCAUCAGCCAACACCACCACCGGUACCUCGGCAGUGAGUUUCCAUUGGAAGAUUUGGCCAAAGAUAAUUUCUGCGGCUCGUGAAUACCUGGACUGUGGGCAAAGGCAUCAGUGGCAAAACCUUGGCUGUGAGUUCCUCUUGGAAUCAUGGAGGCUGGAUCGUCUUUGAAGAGGCGGUUGUGUUAUUAUGUAAAUUAUUAGAAAUUUAGUGAUGUCUUCUAGACUUAAUGUCCUGCACACAUCUCUCCUUUACAUUUCACACCUUCCCAACCCAAUUAGUGCCCAGGGUUUGAUGCCAACACUAGUUACUUUAUAGUUGAUACUGAUACUUCUUCAGUUGUA